AUGGCGCAAUACUUCUUCGAUCUUCUCUACAACUUCACAGAUUGCAUGUGCUGUUUCCCCAGCACGCCGCAAUUAAAGAUCAACAAUCGUAGCUUUAAAUUGCUCCGACUCCUCGGUGAGGGUGGUUUCUCUUAUGUCUACCUCGUUCAAGACAAAUCGACCUCGGAACUGUUUGCGCUGAAGAAGAUCCGGUGUCCCUUCGGUCAGGAGUCCGUUUCCCAGGCGCUGAAGGAAGUGGAGGCCUACAAUCUGUUCACUACCCAGAACAACAUCAUUCAGUCCAUCGACCACUGUGUGUCCACCGAAUCCGGCUCGAAAUUCCGCGCCGAUGGCGGCGACGCAGGAUCGAAGACGGUCUACAUUCUCCUACCAUACUAUCAACGGGGUAACCUACAAGAUGCCAUCAAUGCGAACCUCGUCAACCAUUCCCGCUUCCCGGAGAAGCGCUUGAUGGUGCUGAUGCUCGGCGUUGCCAAUGCGCUUCGAGCGAUGCAUCUCUACCGUGUGAAAAGCGGUACGGGUCCUACACGCAAGGCUAAAGCUGUGAGGAGAGAGGGUGCAGAGGCAGAUGCGGACACUGCUAUGCGGAUGCCGAAACCGAAGCGACGCACCAGCCAAAAUGUGGAUGAAGAAGAAGAGAACGAGCCAUUGAUGGAUGACGAGGUCACAAUAAGUCAGGAGGGCGUGCAAGACGGCGAUCUUCGCCCGUAUGCCCACCGGGAUAUCAAGCCCGGAAACAUCAUGAUCGCCGAUGAUGGCCGUACACCCAUUCUCAUGGAUCUCGGAUCGUUAGCACCCAGCCCCAUUGCUAUCACCUCCCGGUCGCUCGCCUUGGCCGUCCAAGACACUGCUGCGGAACACAGCACGAUGCCGUAUCGGGCACCCGAACUGUUCGACGUCAAGACGGGUUCGAUUAUUGACACAAAGGUGGAUAUCUGGUCGUUAGGAUGCACGCUCUACGCCUGUCUGGUAGGCAAGAGCCCCUUCGAAGCCCGCAGCGAAGAGACAGGUGGCAGCUUGAGCAUGUGUGUAUUGGGUGGUGAUUGGCGAUUCCCCGACGAGAAAUCGAGUGCGACCAAGGGCAAGGGCAAGGCCGGUGGCGAUGAUAGCCGCAAAGAUAACACGAUGCAGAUCAGCGCGCCCGUAAAGGACGUGGUCCGCAAGUGCCUGCAGGUGGAGCCUGCAGACCGGCCGGACAUUGAUGAGCUGAUACAAAUCCUGAAAGAUGUUAUCAAGGAUCUUCCUGAGGAGGAUGACAUUGCCAGUGGUUCCAGCUAG
Molecule: messenger RNA, 1278 nt
Organism: Aspergillus luchuensis
Lineage: Eukaryota; Fungi; Ascomycota; Eurotiomycetes; Eurotiales; Aspergillaceae
Product: putative serine/threonine protein kinase ENV7
Exons: 3
Coding region: 1-1278 (425 amino acids)
Biological process (GO): regulation of vacuole fusion, non-autophagic; vacuolar protein processing; protein phosphorylation
Cellular component (GO): Golgi apparatus; cytoplasm
Molecular function (GO): ATP binding; protein serine/threonine kinase activity
Source: RefSeq, a predicted model, not a curated record